Molecule: messenger RNA, 3997 nt
Organism: Asterias rubens (European starfish)
Lineage: Eukaryota; Metazoa; Echinodermata; Asteroidea; Forcipulatida; Asteriidae
Product: deleted in malignant brain tumors 1 protein-like
Exons: 10
Coding region: 345-2651 (768 amino acids)
Cellular component (GO): membrane
Source: RefSeq, a predicted model, not a curated record
CUGAGUGUGUGUUUAGUUGUGUUGUGUUCAUAAACACAGGCUCUGCUUUUGAUACUUUAAUUCCUUUUCAUAUUUUCUAUACGAGCACAGUUUUUUAUUCAUCCAUGUUAGAUUGCCUCUAUCCCUCCGGUCUUGCUCUAUGCUCUCACGAAGUGUUGAAUGUUUCCAUCGGAGAAAUUAUUUCAAGAACAUUUUUAAGGAGUUUAUACGAUCCCGAACCGUCGACGAUAAAAUACUCGAACGAAGCUCUCACUGACUGCAGUCACUGCACUGCACUGGCCUUUGCACAUGUGGUCGGGUGUCGGUUUGUCAGUGCAGACAUUCCUGAGUGAAGGACUACAGAAAUGGAAGCGGUCGUCUUUUUAGGGGUGCUGUUAUUUGCUCUUUUGAUUCAACAAUCACGGGCAGGCAAAGAGGGACAGGAUGCUACAGUCAGAUUGAUAGGCGGAGCGACCCGCUGCAGUGGCCAGGUCCAGAUCAACAUCCAGGACACAUGGUUCUCGGUAUGCCGCACCAACUGGGACAAGCCGGAGGGUCAGGUCAUAUGCCGUCAGCUUGGCUGCGGCUACCUGGUUUCGCCAUACGCAAACUACAAAGACAAAGCGCCCUCACACCCUGUUUGGAAUGACAUGGUGUCAUGCGUAGGAGACGAGGCAUCGUUGUUGAAUUGUAGUCGCCAAGGGAACGGUACACACGACCUUUGUCCUGAAACCUACAGGGCGGCAGUUGCAUGUCAUCAAGAGGGUGGACCUAACCCCCCAGUUCUACCAGACCCAAUGUCUAUCCGUCUGGUCAACGGGACAACAGCUUACUCUGGCCGGGUAGAAAUCUACUACAAUGGUGAGUGGGGAACAGUUUGUGGUCAGAACAGCUGGUCACACACAGAUGGUCAAGUCGUCUGUCGCCAGCUCGGCUUUUCCGAUGUUGUUGGGGUUAGGGACCACUAUGACCCAUUCGGAGUAGGCAACGGAACUAUUAUGCUGUCGUAUGUUGACUGCGAUGGCAGCGAGGAUUUUCUCGGUAACUGCAGUCACCAAGGCUGGUACAAACACAACUGUGACCAUUAUUACGAUGCCGGGGUCAUCUGUAAAGUGAUGCAGUCAGAGGCAUCCAUGGUGCGAUUAAUGGAUGGCACAUCACUGUACAAUGGUCGGCUUGAAGUCUACUACAACGGUGAAUGGGGAACAGUGUGCGACGACGGGUGGAACCUGAACGACGCCCAGGUUGUCUGUCGUCAGCUCGGUCUCGGCCCGGCUGUCUCCACCGGAGGCCACUACGGCAGGGGUACGGGGCCCAUUCUGCUGUCUGAUGUGGCCUGCGAGGGGACAGAGACGUCGAUAUCGGAUUGUGAUCAACCGGGUUGGUACCCACAGACGAGCUGUCAUCAUAGAGAGGAUGCGGGAGUGAUAUGUGGAGUUCCUGAAGAUCCUACAGUGACAGUGAGACUUGUGCAGGGUGGGCAGGAAUCACUUGGUAUGGGUAUGGUGGAGGCUUAUCACAACGGAGAAUGGGGAGCAGUUUGCGGCAAGACCUUUUCCAUACUCGAGGCGGAUGUGGUUUGUGGCCAGCUGGGAUUCAGGAAAGCCCUUGAGGUUAAAGAACCAGGUUCCUAUGGUGAUGGUGAUUUAAUAAUCCUAAGCGGUGUCCAAUGCACAGAGGAUGUAAAACAGUUGGAGGACUGCCAGCUGACCGAGUGGUACCCAGCACACAGUGUAUGCACAUCACAUGACACUGCAGGCCUCAGAUGCGACGUGGAGUCUAAACCAAUAAGAGUUGUGUCAGUAGACGUCCGACUAACGGGCAGCCCCAGCGACAAAGAGGGCCAGGUGGAGGUGUACCAUGACGGACUGUGGGGAACCAUCUGCGUGACUGGGUUUGACAUGCAUGCCGCCAACGUCGUCUGCAAGCAGCUAGGUUUCUACGCAGCUAGGUACAUACCCUCAGAUGGACGGUUCAGCGAUGGGAGGAAACCGAUUCUGUUGGACAAACUCCCGUGUCGCACCGGUACGGAGGAGAGCGUCGCUAACUGUGUCCCUCUAGAGUGGUAUCGACACGACUGGCAUAACUGUAAACCAGAGGAGACGGCAGCUGUUGUCUGCUAUGGGUCAAUGAUUGAUAGUGAGCUGGACAUAGUCAUCCGGCUCAACAAUGGCUCAAAGGUUUCCAACGGUAGAGUGGAGGUGUACCACCACAGCAUUUGGGGGUCAGUCUGCGGGGCGGGGCUUACCCAAAAUGAGGCCCAGGUGGCUUGCCGUCAGCUUGGGUACAAAGAAGGAAAAGUCGUCCAAGAGACUGGGUACUACGGGAGUGGCACCGGUGACAUCAGCAUGUGGGCCUUUUCCUGUGUCGGAACAGAGUUGCUGGUGCAGGACUGUGCCACCAUUGAGUGGUAUGAUGCCAGUAAGCAUGUCUGUGAUGAGAAGAAGACUGCCAGGAUAGUUUGCUCAAAAGGAGAUUCUGAGGCUACAUCUAGUACAUCAAAAAAGUCCCAGUUAGCCAUUAUGCUGGCAUUCCUCUUGGCCAUUAUGGCCCUCGUACUCUCCGCCGUCGCUGGCUACUGCCUCUUUGUGAGGCGAUCACGACGCACUGAAGCUGCGACCCAGAUGAGGUACGCCGUUCUUGACAGACAGGAUAACUCCUCUGCCUAUUGAUGAGGCACUCCCUUGUAAAUAGAUUUUGUUGCAAACUUGCCGUCUGAAAUUGCCUCGCUUUUGUAGAACACAGUAAAGACAAAUCACAAUGCCUGGCUUUGAAGGGUUUUUUUCCCCUUUGAAGCGAGUUUGAAACGGCUGUGUCUAGGUGGGAUGCGGUAUGAGGAGUGGACUGGCGUCUUAAGGCAGCAGUGUGAGAAGUUCAUAUUUAGCCUCAAUGAGGCUUCUUCUUUUAGCCUCAUUAGCCUCUUUAAGUCAGUGUGCCUCAGCAAUGAGAUGUGAAAAGUGGGAAUGGUGAGAGGUAGCACUGUGCCAACCUCACAUUGUUACAUUAACAUCAUUUAGGAAGUUUUGUCAUAAAGUCAGUGUGCCUCACCAAUGAAGUAAGCCUCCAUGGUGAGGGGUAGCACUGUGCCAACCUCACAUUGUUGCAUUAACCUCAUUGAGGAAGUUUUGUCAUAGAGUCAGUGUGCCUCACCAAUGAAGUAAGCCUCCAUGGUGAGGGGUAGCACUGUGCCAACCUCACAUUGUUGCAUUAACCUCAUUGAGGAAGUUUUGUCAUAAAGUCAGUGUGCCUCACCAAUGAAGUAAGCCUCGGAGACCAUUCGUUCCUUCUCCUUAUACAUAGAUGCCUACUAUAAGACAGAUUACAAAAGGUACACCUCUAUAUGAGGUUUGGGUUUACUGCUUUUAUCACUUGAGAGGUAGUUUGCUUUAUAAGCUGGUGCACCUCUUGAAGUGAUUUCCAGAAAAGCGAAGGAGAUUAUAAAAAAAAAUUGCCCUCAAAGAGGCUAGGAGGGCCAGGGACAUUGUGAGGUAGGUAUAUCAAUUAGACCUUCUACAGACUGUAUUGAAUAUGACGUCACCGUUCAGCUAUUCGUUCGUGUGUGUGCGUGUGUGCGUGGGCAUGUCUACUAUUGAUAUUGAAAAAUAAACUAUUAUGUCCAAACAAUGGGAGAACAUAGAGAGGUCCUCGGUCUGCACCAUAAACAUGCCUGUGUGUGUGCAUACAUGUGCCGUAGAAAUCAAACAGGGAAUGUUGCGUGCUGCGUGCUCCGAUGAUUUAGGCGUUUGGACGCGCAUACAGUUUGCCCUACAUGGUGGCGACUUUUCAUAGCAAAAAAAGGGGUUAUUCAAUACGGUCUAUAGAGACUUUAUAUGAAGAGUGACUCAAUCGGAAUAAAGACCACACGACGGAGGAAGAUCAACCCCACGGUGGCUCAUUUAUGAGGUAUACUUCUGCAGAUUGUAGUGAAUCUUGAAGACAGUGGGACACUCUUGGUAAUGUUGUCAAAGACCAGUCUUCUCACUUGUUGUAUCUCAACAUAUGCAAAAAAUAACAAACU